AUGGCGUCCCAGUCGAAGCUCGCGCUGCCGGGCGAUCGAACUCUCCGCGGCCUCAUCUCCCGGCUGACUGGCCUCUACGUCUCUAACCGCACUCGCAUCUCGCGCGCCGUGUGGAUAACCCUCUUCAUCGCCCUCGCCAACCGUAUCCGCAAUGCCAUCUCCGAGCAAAAGGCUGCCUCGGCGCGUGAAGCCGCCCAGCGCGCAGCCCGUCGCGGUACCACGUCUAGCGGCAGCGAAGAGACACCGCGAAAGAAGGUCGAGCUAAACCGCGAAUUUUUCCGUUCGCUAUUACGGCUUCUCAAGAUUGUCGUCCCCGGAUGGCGCAGCAAGGAGGCGAGGCUGCUGAUGAGCCACAGCUUCUUCCUGGUUCUGAGGACACUGAUUAGUUUGCGCGUCGCCGAGAUGGAUGGCGCUAUCGUCAAGGCCCUGGUAAAGGGUAACGGGAAGGAAUUCUUGAAGCGCAUAGUAUGGUGGAUGCUUAUCGCCGUACCUGCUACCUUUACAAAUUCCAUGCUAUCCUAUCACCAAGCCGAGCUGUCUCUCAAGUACCGAACGCGGCUUACACAGUUUAUCCACGAUAAAUACCUCUCCAACUUGACCUUUUAUGGUAUAUCGGCCUUGGACGACCGAAUAAAGAACCCUGAUCAGUUGAUCGCAGUCGAUGUGUCCAAGUUCUCGAAUAGCUUAGCUGAGUUGUAUAGCAAUCUUGCCAAGCCCAUGCUCGACAUGACCAUCUAUACAUACUCUCUCUCCAAGAGCGUUGGCGGAGAGGGUGUUGUGUUCAUGUCACUCCUCGUUCAGCUCUCAGCUAACGUCAUGAGAGCGCUCACUCCACCAUUCGGCAAAUAUGUCGCUGAUGAAGCCAGGCUGGAGGGCGAGUUCCGCUUCCAACAUUCGCGCCUCAUUGAUUAUAGCGAAGAAAUCGCCUUGUACGGUGGUCACAGCGCUGAGAAGGACACCUUGGACAAGGGCUACUUCACCCUCAUCAAGCACGUCAACUACAUUCUACGAAGGCGGUUCUAUCAUGGUUUCAUGGAGGACUUUGUCAUCAAGUACUUCUGGGGCGCUCUUGGUCUCCUGCUCUGCAGUGUCCCCGUCUUCAUCAAGAUGCCUGGCCAUAUCGCAAUGAACAUGGGUGACCGAACAGAGGCAUUCGUCACCAACAGACGAAUGCUGCUCUCUGCAUCAGACGCCUUUGGACGCAUAAUGUUCUCAUACAGGGAAGUGAUGGAGUUGGCAGGAUAUACAUCAAGAGUUGCAACCCUACUCGAUGUCAUGGAUGAUGUCCAGUCUGGGCACUUCGAGAAGAAGCUGGUGUCGUCUUCGGGCACAGAGGAUAACGAGGCUGUCCUCAAAGGACGGGGAACCGUCCACGAGAGCGAAGAUAUCACCUUUAUUGAUGUACCCAUCAUCUCUCCUAAUGGUGACGUGCUGGUUAAGGCACUGUCCUUCACCCUCAAGCAUGGAGACCACCUCCUUGUCGUCGGCCCCAACGGCUGCGGCAAGUCAUCUCUCUUCCGCAUCCUGGGCGGACUCUGGCCUGUCUACGGAGGCACCGUAUAUAAGCCACCGUUCCACGCCAUCUUCUACAUCCCCCAACGACCCUACCUCUCCCGAGGCUCCCUUCGCCAGCAGAUCAUCUACCCCGACUCUCUCCGCCAGAUGCGCGCCCGCGGUGUCACUGAUGCAGAUCUCCUCGGCUACCUGAAGACGCUCGGCCUCGAACACCUUCCCGAGAUGUACGACGAGGGCUGGGAUGCCGAGGCGGAAUGGCGCGACGUGCUCUCGGGUGGUCUCCAGCAGCGCGUGGCUAUGGCUCGCCUGUUCUACCAUCGCCCCAAGUACGCCAUCCUCGACGAGUGUACAAGCAGCGUUACCCUCGAGACGGAAAAGGCCAUGUACGACACGGCAAAGGCCCUUGGCGUCACACUCAUGACGGUCAGCCAUCGCCGCAGCCUGUGGAAGUACCACUCGCACAUCCUCCAGUUCGAUGGCCAGGGCCACUACGUCUUCACCCGACUCGACGCUGAGCGACGCCUCAAGCUCGAAGAUGAACGUGAGGAGCUCGAGGUCCGGCUGCGGCAGGUGCCCGAGCUGGAGCGUCGGAUCGCCGAGUUGACCGCUGCUUGA
This is a messenger RNA of Fusarium keratoplasticum, 2130 nucleotides long. RefSeq names its product ABC transporter domain-containing protein. Gene Ontology annotation, biological process: peroxisome organization; very long-chain fatty acid catabolic process; fatty acid beta-oxidation. Bases 1 to 2130 code for a protein of 709 amino acids. NCBI's taxonomy places the organism in Eukaryota, Fungi, Ascomycota, Sordariomycetes, Hypocreales, Nectriaceae. The transcript is spliced from 4 exons. The record is from RefSeq and is a predicted model, not a curated record. Gene Ontology annotation, molecular function: ABC-type transporter activity; long-chain fatty acid transmembrane transporter activity; ATP hydrolysis activity. Gene Ontology annotation, cellular component: peroxisomal membrane.